This is a messenger RNA of Glycine soja, 2202 nucleotides long. Its product is annotated as pectin acetylesterase 8-like. Gene Ontology annotation, molecular function: pectin acetylesterase activity. Gene Ontology annotation, biological process: cell wall organization. The transcript has 13 exons. The record is from RefSeq and is a predicted model, not a curated record. Gene Ontology annotation, cellular component: plant-type cell wall. NCBI's taxonomy places the organism in Eukaryota, Viridiplantae, Streptophyta, Magnoliopsida, Fabales, Fabaceae. Bases 713 to 1912 code for a protein of 399 amino acids.
CAAAGAUUUGCAAGAAAAAAACUGAAAACAACUUUCUUUUUUUCUCUGUACAAGUAUGUGGAUUUUCCAUUAUUGGUACCAAUGGGGGUAUUGGAGUGCCCCAGUUAAACCUAUACUGAAGUAGUAUCUGAGAUUUCGUUUUCUGGGCUACUUUCUGAAUUAACUAAGCUUUCUGACACCAAAUAGAUGAAGUAGUUUGUUGAUUCUAAGAUUGUUCUAUGGAUUUAAAAUAUUUCAUCUUCCUCUGAAAUAAUACUACUACUACUACUACUACUAAUCUUGCGAUUUAUGUGUGUAUCUUAGAUUCUUUUUACAUAAGUGUGCAUAAAUAUCUUACUAUGUUCUCUAUAUUUCAUUCAUGUUUUUUUAAUCCGCAUUUCUUUCAAUUCAAGAUUCCAGUAUGGAUAGUUUUUGUUCCUCUCUAGCAGAGGUGUUCUCCCCAAGAGUUUUUAAAAACAAUUUCUAUAAGCCAGAAAACUCUAUUAAAACAAAACAAUAUUAAAGGUGUCGUUUCGCUAGUUCAUUCAUAUUUCAAGGUUCUCCCCCGUCUUUUUUAUUCUUAUGUAAAUAAAAAUCAAACUUAUUGGUUCAUUGAUUCUUGAACUUAAAAGAAAAAAAGAGUUGAUCUUUUUUAGUAACUUGAAUGCACAAGUGAUGCGGGUAGCAAGUGACAAGAUAAGAAGACAAUAUAAAAUUUUCCUUGUUCUAUGUAAUGGAGAUCACUAGAAUAUGCCAAUGGUUAAGUCUUCUGAUAUGUGUACUACUAUUACUGCAGACAGAAGGGGUUCCUGUGGGAAUCACUUUUGUUGAAAAUGCAGUGGCAAAAGGGGCUGUUUGUUUGGAUGGGAGUCCUCCAGCUUACCACUUCAACAAGGGAUCUGGAGCAGGGAUUAACAACUGGAUAGUUCACUUUGAGGGAGGAGGAUGGUGCAACAACGUUACUACUUGCCUUUCCCGUAGGGACACUCGAUUAGGUUCAUCUAAGAAAAUGGAUACAUCACUUUCCUUUUCUGGGUUUUUCAGUAACAGUAAAAAGUUCAAUCCAGAUUUCUAUGAUUGGAACAGAAUCAAGGUUAGGUAUUGUGAUGGGUCAUCAUUUACUGGUGAUGUUGAAGCUGUUGAUCCGAAAACCAAUUUGCACUUCAGAGGAGCAAGGGUUUUUGCUGUGGUCGUUGAGGAUUUAUUAGCAAAAGGAAUGAAAAAUGCUCAAAAUGCAAUUAUCUCCGGAUGUUCAGCUGGAGGAUUGGCUUCUAUUCUAAAUUGCGAUCGAUUCAAAUCACUACUACCUGCAACAACUAAAGUGAAAUGCCUUGCAGAUGCUGGUUUUUUUAUCAAUGUAAAGGAUGUCUCUGGAGCACAGCGCAUUGAAGAGUUCUACAGUCAAGUUGUUCAAACACAUGGCUCAGCAAAGAAUUUGCCUACAUCGUGCACUUCAAGACUCAGACCAGGGCUGUGCUUUUUCCCUCAAAAUGUCGUGUCCCAAAUCAGUACCCCAAUCUUCUUUGUAAAUGCAGCCUAUGACUCAUGGCAGAUAAAAAACAUUUUGGCACCAGGUGCUGCUGAUCCCCAUGGCCAAUGGCGUGAAUGCAAGCUUGAUAUCAAAAACUGUUCACCUAAUCAACUCAGUGUAAUGCAAGGAUUCAGGACAGAUUUCUUAAGGGCAUUUAGUGUGGUUGGCAACGGCGCAUCUAAAGGGCAUUUUAUAGAUGGUUGCUAUGCACACUGCCAAACUGGAAUACAAGAGACAUGGCUGAGAAAUGACUCCCCAGUGGUGGCCAAGACAUCAAUUGCAAAGGCAGUGGGUGAUUGGUUUUAUGAUCGAAGGCCCUUCCGUGAGAUAGAUUGUGCCUACCCUUGCAACCCUACUUGCCAUAAUCGUAUUUUUGAUCAGAAUGAGCGUCCAGAUGUAUAGAUUCAUUUAAAAGAGUAUGCUUAUUUAUUUAUUACUACAAACUAUACUUUAUUAGUUAUCUCGUUUUUAUUGAACGAGAUGUGCCACUUGCACUCAUGGCUUUGUGGUUUGAGAUCUCAAACCAUCAAAGUAUGGGUUCGAUUGUUGCAUCAACAAAAAACAAGCUGUGAUUGAUGAUUUAAAAGGUUCCAAAGUGUAAGGGUAGGCAACCUGAUAAAGGAUGAUAAUUGUCUACCAUGUAAACAUAACAUUUUUAUUAUCAAUAAAGGGUAUAUCUGUAAUUCUAAUAA